CGCGCGGUCUGGGAAAGGGCACAGAGAUGAGCCCGACUCUGACUCACGUUUGCUGCUGCUGCCUCCUUUACCAGCUGGGGGUCUUGUGGAAUGGGAUGGUUGCAGGGCUACAUUUCACCCCAGACCACGAGGAGUGGGAAGUCGUGUUUCCUGCAUUCUGGCGCCGGGAGCCCGUGGACUCGGCGGCGGCGGGCGGCAGUGGGGGCAGCGCUGACCCAGGCUGGGCUCGCGCCUUUGGGGGCGGCCGGGCGCAGGCUGCUGGCAGCUCCCGGGAGGUGCGCUCGGUGGCCCCAGCCCCUCUGGAGGAACCCGUGGAGGGCCAGGCUGAGGAGCCCCAGCCUCGGCCCCCUCCACCGCUAGGAACUGAGGAAGAUGAGGAGCUGGAGUCUCAGGAGCUGCCGCGGGCAUCCAGCGGGGCAUCUGCCCUGAACCCAGGUGCCAGGGCCUCCUGGCAACCCCCGCCAGGCGCUCAGCCGCCUCCACCCCCACCCCCUACCGAGCAAGCCAAGCAGGAAGGCGACGAGGUGCUGUUGCGGAUCCCGGCUUUCUCCCGGGACCUCUACCUGCUGCUCCGGAGAGACGGGCGCUUCCUCGCGCCACGCUUUGCGGUGGAACAGUGGCCGGAACCCCGCCCCAGCCCCGCGCCCUCGGAAGCGGGCCCGCACCCUCCUGCACCCUCCAACGCAUCCUGCUUCUACACGGGGGCGGUGCUGCGGCACCCAGGCUCACUGGCCUCUUUCAGCACGUGUGGAGGUGGCCUGAUGGGGUUUAUACAGCUCAAUGAGGACUUCAUCUUUAUUGAACCUCUCAAUGACACAGUGGCCAUCACAGGUCACCCACACCGUGUCUAUAGGCAGAAAAGGUCUGUGGAGGAGCAAAGCACAGGGAAGUCAGCUCAUUACUGUGGGGUGAUUCCAGAUAAAGGAAGACCUCGAUUGAAAAAAAUGACCGAAAGUGGAAGAGGGAAACGAUACUCCUACAAAUUGCCUCAGGAAUACAACAUAGAAACAGUAGUAGUUGCGGACCCCGCGAUGGUCUCCUACCAUGGAGCAGAUGCUGCCCGGAGAUUCAUUCUGACCAUCUUAAACAUGGUUUUUAACCUUUUUCAACACAAGAGUCUGGGUGUCCAGGUCAAUCUCCGUGUGAUAAAGCUUAUUCUGCUUCAUGAAACACCAGCAGAUCUCUACAUAGGACAUCAUGGAGAGAAAAUGCUAGAGAGUUUUUGUAAGUGGCAACAUGAAGAAUUUGGCAAGAAGAAUGAUAUCCAUUUAGAGAUGUCCACCAACUGGGGAGAAGAUCUAACUUCUGUGGAUGCAGCUAUACUGAUAACAAGGAAAGAUUUCUGUGUACAUAAAGAUGAGCCUUGUGACACUGUUGGUAUAGCUUACUUGAGUGGAAUGUGUAGUGAAAAGAGAAAAUGCAUUAUUGCAGAGGACAAUGGCCUGAAUCUUGCAUUUACAAUUGCUCAUGAAAUGGGUCACAACAUGGGCAUUAAUCAUGACAAUGACCACCCGUCCUGCGCUGACGGUCUGCACAUCAUGUCUGGUGAGUGGAUUAAAGGACAAAACCUCGGUGAUGUUUCCUGGUCCCGGUGUAGCAAGGAAGAUUUGGAAAGAUUUCUCAGGUCCAAGGCCAGUAACUGCUUGCUGCAGACAAAUCCCCAGAGUGUCAAUUCCGUGAUGGUCCCCUUCAAGUUGCCAGGGAUGACCUACACCGCUGAUGAGCAAUGUCAGAUUCUCUUUGGGCCACUGGCUUCCUUUUGCCAAGAGAUGCAGCAUGUGAUGUGCACGGGGUUGUGGUGCAAGGUAGAAGGCGAGAAGGAAUGCAGAACCAAAUUAGAUCCUCCGAUGGAUGGCACUGAUUGCGAUGCUGGUAAGUGGUGUAAGGCUGGAGAAUGUAGCAGGAAGACCUCAUCCUCUGGACAAGUGGCUGGAGAGUGGAGCCUGUGGAGCCCCUGUAGCCGGACCUGCAGUUCUGGGAUCAGCAGUCGAGAGCGCAAAUGUCCUGGGCUAGGUACUGAAGCCAGGGAUUGUAAUGGUCCCAGAAAACAAUACAGAAUAUGUGAGAAUCCACCUUGUCCUGCAGGUUUGCCUGGAUUCAGAGACUGGCAAUGUCAGGCCUAUAGUGCUAGAACUUCAUACCCAAAGCCUGUUCUUCAGUGGAAAGCUGUCCUGGAUGAAGAAAAACCAUGUGCUUUGUUUUGUUCUCCGGUUGGAAAAGAACAACCUGUUCUUCUGUCAGAAAAAGUGAUGGAUGGAACUUCUUGUGGAUAUCAAGGAUUAGAUAUCUGUGCAAAUGGCAGGUGCCAGAAGGUUGGUUGUGAUGGCUUAUUAGGGUCUCUGGCAAGAGAAGAUCAUUGUGGGGUAUGCAAUGGCAAUGGAAAAUCAUGCAGAGUCAUUAAAGGAGAUUUUAAUCACACCAGAGGAGCAGGUUAUGUAGAAGUUUUGGUAAUACCUGCUGGAGCAAGAAAAAUCAAAGUUGUGGAGGAAAAGCCUGCACAUAGCUAUUUAGCUCUCCGAGACACAGGAAAGCAGUCUAUCAAUAGUGACUGGAAGAUAGAACACUCCGGAGCAUUCAACUUAGCGGGAACCACUGUCCAUUAUGUAAGACGUGGCCUGUGGGAGAAGAUUUCUGCCAAAGGGCCCACGACAUUGCCUCUCCACCUCCUGGUGCUGCUGUUUCAAGACCACAGUUAUGGUCUACACUAUGAAUACACGAUCCCAUUGGACCCUCUUCCAGAGAACCAGAGCUCUAAAGCACCUGAACCUCUUUUCAUGUGGACACACACAGGCUGGGAAGACUGUGAUGCUACGUGCGGAGGAGGAGAAAGAAAAACAACAGUGUCUUGCACAAAAAUCAUGAGCAAAAACAUCAGCAUUGUGGACCACAGAAAAUGCAAGUCCUUGACAAAGCCAGAGCCACAGAUUAGAAAGUGCAAUGAGCAGCCCUGCCAGACCAGGUGGAUGAUGACAGAAUGGACUCCGUGCUCACGGACUUGUGGGAAAGGGAUGCAGAGCAGACAAGUGGCCUGCACCCAGCAGCUGAGCAAUGGGACUCUGACCCGAGCCCGCGAGCGAGAUUGUGCAGGGCCCAAGCCGGCCUCGGCCCAGCGCUGCGAGGGCCAGGACUGCAUGACUGUGUGGGAGGCAGGGGUGUGGUCUGAGUGCUCAGUCAAGUGUGGCAAAGGUGUCCGCCAUCGGACAGUGAGGUGCACAAACCCAAGAAAGAAAUGUGUCCUGUCGACCAGACCCAGGGAGGCUGAGGACUGUGAGGACUACUCAAAAUGCUACGUAUGGCGAAUGGGCGACUGGUCUAAGUGCUCAAUUACCUGUGGCAAAGGAAUGCAGUCCCGUGUUGUCCAGUGCAUGCAUAAGAUCACCGGAAGACAUGGAAAUGAGUGUUUUUCUUCAGAAAAGCCUGCUGCCUACAGACCAUGCCACCUUCAGCCCUGCAAUGAGAAGAUUAAUGUCAAUACCAUCACAUCCCCCAGACUGGCUGCUCUGACUUUCAAGUGCCUGGGAGAUCAGUGGCCUGUGUACUGUCGGGUGAUCCGUGAGAAGAACCUCUGUCAGGACAUGCGGUGGUAUCAGCGCUGCUGUGAGACGUGCAGAGACUUCUAUGCUCAAAAGCUGCAGCAGAAGAGUUGACCCCUAGCAGGCUGGCUGGCUCACAGCUCUUUGCAAUUCCAUUAUUUAUAAAUACACAUGCUAGCAUAUUCUUCAGACCAAAUAUUAUCAGGUUACAUGUAAUUUAAUCAAAUUAAUUUAUUGUUAUUAUUUUUUGCCUGCCAAACAUCCAGUAUAUGUUUGGGUUAUACAAAAUUUUGACUUACAUUAUAUGGCUUCACACACAAAGAACCUUUUUAGGAAUAAGUUGGAUCAAGUUUCCGAACUAAAGAAUUUUUUUUAAAUUACAAGAUUAUUAGGCAUAAAUAUAUUUUAGCUAGGGUUGUCUCUAAGGUGCUACUCUCUCCAUCAAUACCAUUGUGUUACUGAGAAUGUAUACUAACUUAGACAAUAGUUUAGUUUUAUAUGGAGAGAGAAAAUAUUUUUUGGUGUUCCAAUGCAGAAUAAGCCCAUUUUCUGUAGAAAUAUGCAGGAGAUGAGUAAACAUAACAAAACCUCAUAGUGUUGAAUAGGUUGUUUUUUUUUUUAGAGGAUAUGAGUUUGGGUCUGAUUUAGAGAAAUUUGUAGGAAAAAAUUCUACUGUAAUGAUAGCCUUAUUUUAAUAAUGGAAAAGUCCAAAUAGAGACUUUGAUCAUGUUCAUGAACAUGUACUUGAACACAAGUAUUGUAACAAUGAGACACUGUAAUGAUUUACACUGAAUCACCAUUGCACUGUUGAUAUAGUGUAGAAAAACUUAUAGAAAUAACAGCCUACAAAAAUGUGUAUUGUUUUAACAUGCUGUUAUUAGAGUUUAGGUGUUUUUUAAAAUAAUAUGAUAAAAGGAGGUAUUGAUCCACCCAUUUCAUUGUAUCUUUUUUAGCAGAUUAUCAGACUAUUGUAUUUAGCCUCACAAAUCAUAAGAAAAAUUACUAAAUUUCAGCCUUUAGAAACAAAUGGUGGGGGGAAGCUUAUGAUACUGUGGUAGUUUCAUUCUGUUUUUUUUCUUUCAAAAAUUAAAAUGUUUUGCAAUUCUGUGAAACGUUAAAAAAAAGCUUAAAAUUUUUCUUGUGAGAAAAAAAAUUGUACAUGAUUCACAUGAUUUCCUAGGUUUUUUUUUUCAAUAAACUAUGUGAAACUUCC
Molecule: messenger RNA, 4746 nt
Organism: Sorex araneus (European shrew)
Lineage: Eukaryota; Metazoa; Chordata; Mammalia; Eulipotyphla; Soricidae
Gene: ADAMTS19
Product: ADAM metallopeptidase with thrombospondin type 1 motif 19
Exons: 23
Coding region: 27-3647 (1206 amino acids)
Biological process (GO): proteolysis; extracellular matrix organization
Cellular component (GO): extracellular matrix
Molecular function (GO): metalloendopeptidase activity
Source: RefSeq, a predicted model, not a curated record